AUCUUUUGACACACAGGUACGGUUCACUAGCUUUUUAAAACUUUUAAAUCAUAGUCGAGUAUAAGAAUUACAUUUAUCUACCUUUAUUAAUGUCAACAUAGUAAUCUUCAAUAUGGAAGUUUCUUCACACUUGACUGAACAAAAUACUUCCUCUUCCAGUCACUGGAAAAUCCAGGAUAUUUGACAGAUCCUUCGUAUACUUCAAUCUUCAAACUACUGAACACAAACAUUGUUUUAGUCUGAAGCGAUUUCUUCGUAAAUGGAUGAGAAUAUGAAAAACAAUACGGCGAAAACUAUACAACAACUCAAUGAUGAGAACUUCCAGAGACUCUUAGGACCUACUAUAUUUCUGAUUAUUAUGCUGAUUGUUGGAAUACCAGGAAAUUUAACAGUACUUAUAAUAUAUGGACGAAAAUAUACUAAAAGUGUUUAUAGGACUAUAGUUUGGAAUCUUGCUAUUGCAGAUCAGAUAUUCUGCACAGUAGGGAUACCGUUUAACAUAGCACGUGUUGUUCACUAUUAUUCUUUUCAAGGAGAAUGGGCGUGUGUCGUGUUCGUCGUAAUGCUUUAUCUUCUCUUGUUAUAUUCCACACAUCUUUUGAUGUUGUUAUCCAUCCACAGAUUUCGGAAAAUAUGCAUGCCACUAAAAUCACAACUGACUGUAAGAAAUGUAAAUUACUGGGUCGUUGCUUGCCUGGGAAUUUCUGUUGUACUUUCGUCUCCACAGUUUGCCCUAUCCAAAUUUAGAAGAAUAGACAUUGGUCAAAAUUUAACUGGCACUACUUGUGCGAUAUCUCUCUCAAAUCCGUCUAUUUAUCAUACCGCUUUUAGCUAUGGAUUUCUAUCUUUGUUUGUACUUUAUACAAUAGUUUUGAUAUUUAUCUAUUCCAUGAUCGGCAGACAAAUGUAUACUCAAACACACCGGAGAAAGGAAAUGCAUGGUAAUGGUAUUCCGAGAUCCAUUUCAAGUAAGAUGACAAAGAUUGCCUUUGCCAUUUCACUUGUGUUUGCUUUAAGCUACAUUCCAGUCUUUGUUCUCCAAACAACGCGGAAAAUGAUAGCGGAAGAAGAAUUAAGCACUGGUGCUUUUUCUUUUCUUAAAAUUGCUGAGCGUCUUUACGUUGUUAAUCAUGUAGUGAAUCCGUUUAUAUAUGGAGUUUUUGAUAAUCAAUUUAAGCAACAUUUGAAAGAACUUGUCACUUUUAACUGUCCAAUUUGGAGUUCACGGAAAAGUUCAGAAUCACCUUCUUCACCAAAGUCGACCACCACCGGAUCAACAUCAACAUCUUCCAUGGAUACAUGUGAAAACAGUGUCAGUGUAAAUGAGAUUGGAGCAAAAUGCUGACACUUUUUUUGAAAGUAACACACUUUGUAAAGCCGUAAAACUGUACGAGAGUAGAUAAAUGUGAACGCUUGCGUUUAGUUAAAAAUAAUCUGAAACAAACGGGUGAUCAAUCAAUUCUAAUAUGGUUUUGAGCUAAAUCCAGAACUUUCAAAGAACUUAUUCUAGCGACCGAAAACAGACACAAAUAAGCCGGGUAAUCGUUAAAGCAAAGUAUGAGCAACCGACGUGUGUGUUCAGUCGAUUUAACUUUAUUCUAAUUUGAAGACGCUUUACCUCAGAAACAUAUGAUUCUGACUUUAUUUAUUACUGUUCAUGUUAGGAUUCACUUGUGUUCAAAUGUAAGAUGAUAUUUUUGUAAUGAACUUUAUAUUUAUAUUUACUUAAUAUACAUUAGAGAAAUUCAGAUCGCAAAUAAUUAUGCUUUAUUUAUUUUUGCGGAGCAUCUUUGAAAAAUUUAACUUUUAAGAACUGUUUAUUUCUAAAGUCACAGGACUGCUUUGUUUUAAGUCAUAUCAUUUUUAAGGGGCAUAUAUAAUCAUUUAUUUGGAAACUUGAAUUUUUUUCUAUUAGUUGAAUUGUAUUGGUUUGUAUAUUAUCUACUAUAUUUUUUUCAUCUUUGAUUCAAAAUCAGAGGAAAGAAUUACGAAACUAUAUCAUAACGCCUUUUUCCUCCCUAAUUAAUGUUAUAUGAUGGGUUUCUAACGUCCUAUCCUUAAUAACAUUAUAAGCUAUAAAGUCAAGGCAAAUUAAGGUAUUCAUGAAACCAGAAAUCAUGAAAAUGUACGAUGAUGCUGCAUGUUCUUCAUCAUAGGAUCAAGUUGUCAGUACAUCAUAAAAAUUUUAAUUCAUUCUUAACACCAAAAUGAGGAGUACUUCCCGACAUUAGUAGUUAUAACUGCUACAUGAUUAUGACACCUGUUGAAAACGUUGAUAACAUUUUAAAAGCAAAUACACAUACUCUUAAAAUAGAUAAAAGGGACUUUAAAGAUAUUGAAAUAAACAUAAAUAUUUGUUAUUAAAUUUCUAUACGUCUUUGUUAAUAUCUGUUUAAACAAAUUUUCCUUCUUCCUGGUUUAUAUGCUAUGACACUCCAAAAUUGAACAAAGAUUUUUAUUUGCUAAACACACUUCUCAAUAAUUUGAUUUCGAACCUUUCUAAUGAGCGCCAUUACAGAUUAUUUAUUAAAAUUGAUAUUACAUGAUAUUUUCCUUAUGAUUUUUUUUAACCAUUUAAUACUGUGUAUUUUUUUCAAAUGUCUCUGUGGGAUUUGAUCUUAAUAUAAUUGUACUGUAAACGAUAUUAUAUAUACGUAUUAUAAUUGUAAAUAGUUGAAAUAG
Mytilus californianus (California mussel) is the source of this 2682-nucleotide messenger RNA. Its product is annotated as type-1 angiotensin II receptor B-like. Bases 260 to 1345 code for a protein of 361 amino acids. NCBI's taxonomy places the organism in Eukaryota, Metazoa, Mollusca, Bivalvia, Mytilida, Mytilidae. Gene Ontology annotation, cellular component: membrane. The transcript has a single exon. The record is from RefSeq and is a predicted model, not a curated record. Gene Ontology annotation, molecular function: neuropeptide receptor activity. Gene Ontology annotation, biological process: neuropeptide signaling pathway.